CUGCUACAGUUCUCGGCAACAAUGUUCUAAUGAUAAAUGCAAUACAUUUCUAUCUUCAACGUUCUGAACUUUGCGCUCAUUGACCCUCUUGGCUAACUACGUGCAUUUCGUACUACUAAGGCCGACAAAAACGGCGCAGGAGCACGAUUUGAAGUUUUGUGCAUUCAUUUAGCUAGUUUUCACAGUCGGAUUAAUUUCCAGGAACACUGUGCUUCAUCUCACUCGUUUUGUGACUGGGUUGAGUUGUUUCGAUGGUUAUAUCGCUCGACGGUUGAGACUUCGCCGUGUUGUUUUUCAUCAAGCUCAAGAACAAUUGACUGCAUCACCAUUAUUUAUUUUUUGGGGGAAUCGUUUUAACUGACUUGAAUGUAUAUUACAACUGUCUCUGACAUCUAUUCCAUCCACGUGUUUGCCACCUCUGCGUUCUUCUAAUAGAGAUGUAUCGAUUGACGUUUUGUUCCAUUUGAUAGGUGUGUGUGUGUGUGAGUGUGCUAUGGUAACGUCUGGUGUGUGAGGCCUGCGUCAGGAGACCCCACUGCCUUGUUCAGCAUGUCUGAAUCCCAGACCCCAUCAUGGCCACGGGGCACAGAGUGUAUGGCCAAGUACAACUUCAAGGGCACCACAGAGCAGGACUUGCCCUUCAACAAAGGAGAUGUCUUGACCAUCAUCAUUGUCACUAAGGACCCCAACUGGUACAAAGCCAAGAACACAGCAGGUCGAGAAGGCACCAUCCCAGCUAACUACGUCCAGAAGAGGGAAGGGGUGAAGCAAGGGGGCAAGCUGAGUCUAAUGCCAUGGUUCCAUGGUAAGAUCACCAGGGAGCAGGCAGAGGGUCUCCUGAUCCCCCCAGAGACUGGCCUGUUCCUGGUCAGAGAGAGCACCAACUACCCCGGAGACUACACUCUGUGUGUCAGCUGUGACGGCAAGGUGGAGCACUACCGUAUAGUCUACAAGGAGGGUCAGCUCAGCAUCGACGAGGACGAGUUCUUCGAGAACCUCAUGCAGCUGGUGGAGCACUAUACCAAAGACGCAGAUGGUCUCUGCACCAAACUGAUCAAGCCGAAGCUGGAGGAGGGAACUGUGGCAGCCCAGGAUGAGUUCUCUAGGAGUGGCUGGGCUCUGAACAGGAAGGAGCUAAACAUUCAGCAGUCCAUAGGCAAGGGAGAGUUUGGAGAUGUGAAGGUGGGAGACUACAGAGGGACCAAAGUAGCUGUGAAGUGUAUCAAGCAUGACGCCACGGCACAGGCCUUCAUCGCAGAGGCCUCGGUUAUGACGCAGCUGAGACACAAUAACCUGGUUCAGUUGAUAGGUGUCAUCGUUGAGGAGACGGGAAGCCUGUUUAUUGUCAGCGAGUACAUGGCCAAGGGCAGUCUAGUGGACUACCUGCGCUCCAGAGGCCGGACAGUAAUCUUCGGGGACUGUCUACUCAAGUUCUCACUUGACGUGUGUGAGGCCAUGGAGUAUCUGGAGGCCAAUAACUUUGUCCACAGAGACCUGGCGGCGCGAAACGUUCUGGUGUCUGACGAAAACAUCGCUAAGGUCAGCGACUUUGGCCUGACCAAAGAGGCCUCAUCCAAUCAGGACACGGCCAAACUGCCCAUCAAGUGGACCUCACCAGAGGCUCUGAGGGAAAAGAAAUUCUCCACCAAGUCAGAUGUGUGGAGCUAUGGGAUCUUGCUGUGGGAGAUCUACUCCUUUGGCCGAGUGCCUUACCCCAGAAUUCCUCUGAAGGAGGUGGUACCACGCGUAGAGAAGGGCUACAAGAUGGACGCCCCGGACGGCUGUCCUGAGGUGGUGUAUGAAGUCAUGAAGCAGUGCUGGACCCUGGACCCCCUGGUGCGACCCCGCUUCAGAGUCCUCCGGGAGAAACUGCAUCAUAUCCUAGCCAAGGAGCUCUACCUUUGAGAGGAUAGGAAUAGGAGGAAGGGGAGAGAGGACAAGGGUGGCUCUCCUUUCAUUGAGGAAGAGGGGGAGGUAGAGAAAUGAUGAGAGAGAGGACAGACAAGGGUGGCUCUCCUUUCAUUGAGGAAGAGGGGGAGAGAGAAAUGAUGAGAGAGAGA
Oncorhynchus keta (chum salmon) is the source of this 2060-nucleotide messenger RNA. Its product is annotated as tyrosine-protein kinase CSK-like. The transcript has 12 exons. Gene Ontology annotation, biological process: regulation of Fc receptor mediated stimulatory signaling pathway; adherens junction organization; protein phosphorylation. The record is from RefSeq and is a predicted model, not a curated record. Gene Ontology annotation, molecular function: ATP binding; protein binding; protein tyrosine kinase activity. Lineage: Eukaryota; Metazoa; Chordata; Actinopteri; Salmoniformes; Salmonidae. Bases 550 to 1905 code for a protein of 451 amino acids.